UUCAAUGUAUGGAGAAAUGAAAAUAACAAACCACAUAUGUUGAUUUCAACAUAGUUAGCAUAAAUUUGCUCCACAAGGACCUCUCUCAAUCAUGAUUCAACCAAUACUUCCAAAUUUUGAACCAUCCUCCACCAAGGGAAACACAAGGGGAAGCAGAAGGAAGAAAGAAGCAACCGUCGUGUUCUUGGAGAUAUCGGUAAUCUUGAGGGGAAUCAGGUUUCAAGACCCAUCACAAGGAAUUUCCAUAAAAAAUUAUUGGAAAAAGCAGAAGCUGCAGCUAACUCGGCACCAGAAUUAGAAGUUCCGGCUAAUUAUGACCAAGGAGCUACACUAAGGAAUCAAAAUGUUGGUGAUGAUUGUGCUCAAAAGCCAAAUCCUGAGGCUGUACAUGUCGACAGUUCUGAAGCAGGAGAAAAACUUGAUUUAGUUCCUAAAAAAGAGGGCAGCGGAAGAUCUUCUAGGGAGGACCCGAUUCUGAAUUCGCCACUUACUACAUUAAGCAAGGUGCUUCAAUUCUGUCCACAACAUGCCUAGUGUCGUUGAUAUUUCAAAUGAUUUUCCAAGUACUGGUGGACGCUGUAGAACUAACCAAUGAUGCAUACUUAUCGAAUAAUUCUUGUGAUUGACUCAAUCUAGUUUGACAUGCCUAAUGUAUAUUUUCACAAUGUUGGUGAUGAUUGUGCUCGAAAGCCAAAUCCCGAGGCUGUAGAUGUCGAUAGUUCUGAAGCAGGAGAAAAACUUGAUUCAGUUCCUAAAAAAGAGGGCAGCGGAAAAUCUGCUAGGGAGGACCAGAUUCCGAAUUCGCCACCUACUACAAAAAGCAAGAUUGCUCGCAGAAUCUUGAUUGAGCCCGAGGAUCAGCCUGUUGACAUGGAUGCAGAUGAUGAUACCAAUAAUUUAGCAGCAGAUGAAUAUCUUGAUGAACUAUACAAUUUCUACAAGCUAACAGAAGAAGAAAAUCGAGCUUCGGACUACAUGGAAUCACAGAGGGAAAUCAAUACUAAGAUGAGGACUAUUGUCGUGGACUGGUUGGUUGAAGUUCAUCGUCAUUUUAAAUUGAAGACAGAGACACUCUUUCUUAACAUUAACAUAAUUGAUAGAUACCUCUCAUUGAUUAAUGUACCAAAAAAAGAGCUACAGUUAGUGGCAAUAUGUUCAAUGUCCUUAGCUUGCAAAUAUGAAGAAGUGUCAUAUCCUAAGGUAAAUGAUUUGUUGGAGAUAUCAGAUAAAUUUUAUAACAGACGCCAGUUUAUUUCAAGGGAGAGAGAUAUUGUUGAAAAGCUUCAAUGGAAUUUUACAGUAACUACACCCUAUGUAUUUUUAGUUCGACUUAUUAGAGCAUCUAUUGUUCAAGAUAAAGAGAUGGAGAACAUGGCAUUUUACCUAGCAGAACUUGGACUUGGAAAUUAUUAUGUCAUGGUAUUAUUCUCGCCUUCACAGAUUGCUGCAGCAGCUGUUUACUCGGCUCGUUGUAUACUCAAUAGGAUUCAAUAUUGGAAUCAAUAUCUGCAGAACCUAGCUGGUUACUGCAUAGAACAAAUCAAAGAUUGCGCGAAGCUAUUAGUGAGGAUAUACGCAAGUGCAGCAGAUGUUAAAACCAAAUCAGUGUACAACAAAUUCUCAAGUCCUAGGAAAGGUCACAUUGCUCUUUUACCACAGCCGCGUAACAUCGAAGAAAGAUUGUAGAAGCUUCUUUGUUUUGUUGGUAUUUUUGAAAACGAUUCUUUGUAGCCGUUUGCUUGAAGCUAGAUCAUUUAACGUAUGUUAAGAUGAACGGUGAGUUUGUACAAGCUCCGAAGUAUAACUUUUGUAAAAUUUGUUGCGUCUGACCGUG
This is a messenger RNA of Trifolium pratense (red clover), 1834 nucleotides long. Its product is annotated as G2/mitotic-specific cyclin S13-7-like. Gene Ontology annotation, cellular component: cyclin-dependent protein kinase holoenzyme complex; centrosome; nucleus. The record is from RefSeq and is a predicted model, not a curated record. NCBI's taxonomy places the organism in Eukaryota, Viridiplantae, Streptophyta, Magnoliopsida, Fabales, Fabaceae. The transcript is spliced from 10 exons. Gene Ontology annotation, biological process: regulation of cyclin-dependent protein serine/threonine kinase activity; mitotic cell cycle phase transition. Bases 643 to 1686 code for a protein of 347 amino acids. Gene Ontology annotation, molecular function: cyclin-dependent protein serine/threonine kinase regulator activity.